AUGAUUUCAAAAGGUAUCCCGAGUUCGAAAUCGUCAUGGGGUACAACGAGUGCGAAACGCCAAAUUGAACCCACUUUAAGCCCCCAUCAUCCCCUUGGGCCUGUAUUGAUAUGUGUUUACGGCAAUAGUCACAAGACUGUGAACGGGGCUGACCUGAAGCUCGCCCAGAAACGUGCCAAGGGCCCGGGCCCAGGGGUAUAUGGCGGAUAUAUAUGGCAGACCGUGUAUUGA
Messenger RNA from Marasmius oreades (fairy-ring Marasmius), 231 nucleotides. RefSeq lists its product as uncharacterized. Lineage: Eukaryota; Fungi; Basidiomycota; Agaricomycetes; Agaricales; Marasmiaceae. The coding region runs from base 1 to 231 and encodes 76 amino acids. The record is from RefSeq and is a predicted model, not a curated record. The transcript has 2 exons.